This is a messenger RNA of Kockovaella imperatae, 1383 nucleotides long. RefSeq lists its product as hypothetical. The record is from RefSeq and is a predicted model, not a curated record. Gene Ontology annotation, molecular function: thioredoxin-disulfide reductase (NADPH) activity. The transcript is spliced from 9 exons. Gene Ontology annotation, biological process: removal of superoxide radicals. Gene Ontology annotation, cellular component: cytoplasm. Lineage: Eukaryota; Fungi; Basidiomycota; Tremellomycetes; Tremellales; Cuniculitremaceae. Bases 272 to 1369 code for a protein of 365 amino acids.
CACCGGCGUAUUAUUCAGCUCUUCGCUGCCGACUCUUCUUCGUAUAGCUAGACGUUUCGUUUCCAAACUGUCACUCCGACUAGGAUAUAGAGCUCUCUGCUCAAGUUCCUCAUCUUUGAGACCGACCAGAUCUCCGAGCUCAAAGUUUCCAUUCAAAAGGACGAUUCAUACCUCUAGUCCUCCUCCACCCUCUCAAACCAGAUCCAUCUACACGACCCCUCUUCCUCUGCCUUCUUCCUCUGAUACUUACAACGACAGCAAGAACUCCAAGAUGACACACGUGCCUGUUCAUGUGGAAGUUAAGGAGCCCAAAGCUGGAGGCGAGAAGAGCAAGAAGAUGCAUUCUCAGGUUGUGAUCAUUGGCUCAGGACCUGCCGGGCAUACUGCUGCCAUCUACUUGGCUCGAGCGAAUCUGAACCCGGUUCUGUAUGAGGGUAUGCUGGCGAAUGGGUUCGCUCCGGGAGGUCAACUGACCACCACCACGGAUGUCGAGAACUUUCCUGGAUUCCCCGAUGGUGUCCGUGGGCCUGAAAUGAUGGACAAGUUCAGGUUGCAGAGCGAACGUUUUGGCACAAAGAUCAUCACAGAGACCAUCGUCCGCGUCGAUCUCUCUCAAAGACCGUUCAAAUACUGGACAGAGGGUGAAGAGGAGGAACAGGACUUUAUGACUGCCGAUACGAUUAUUCUCGCAACAGGAGCUUCUGCUAAGCGCCUCAACCUUCCUGGAGAAGACACUUACUGGAACUCUGGUAUCUCCGCGUGUGCGGUCUGUGAUGGAGCUGCCCCGAUAUUUAGGAACAAGCCCAUCGCCGUGAUUGGAGGCGGUGACUCUGCAGCUGAGGAAGCGACUUAUUUGACAAAGUAUGGUUCUCAUGUUUAUGUGCUCGUCAGGAGAGACGAAUUGAGAGCGAGUAAAAUCAUGGCUAAGCGAGUGACGACCCAUCCGAAAGUCACAGUCUUGUGGAACACCGUGGCUGUCGAGACCAAAGGUGACGGAGACCUCUUACAAAGUCUCGUCGUCAAGAAUGUCAAGACUGGUGAGACCAAGGAUCUCCCUGUCAAUGGGCUGUUCUACGCUAUCGGCCAUGAACCCGCCACGGCUCUGGUGAAGACUCAGGUCCAAGUUGAUGAAGAUGGCUACAUCCAGACUGUUCCCGGAACUGCCCAGACCUCCAUCAAGGGUGUUUUCGCAGCUGGGGACGUCCAGGACAAGCGUUAUAGACAAGCCAUCACCAGCGCAGGAUCAGGCUGUAUGGCGGCUCUUGAAGCGGAGAGGCUGAUCUCGGAGGAAGAGGCGGAGGACGAGAACAUUCCGACUGAUAAAGUCCACGUCCCGACAGAGGGCUAUAUGGGAGCAGACAAAGAAUAGACAAUGAAUAGGAG